This is a messenger RNA of Stegostoma tigrinum, 15966 nucleotides long. RefSeq names its product nectin cell adhesion molecule 3b (gene nectin3b). Gene Ontology annotation, biological process: homophilic cell-cell adhesion; heterophilic cell-cell adhesion. Gene Ontology annotation, cellular component: adherens junction; apical junction complex. Lineage: Eukaryota; Metazoa; Chordata; Chondrichthyes; Orectolobiformes; Stegostomatidae. The record is from RefSeq and is a predicted model, not a curated record. The transcript is spliced from 6 exons. The coding region runs from base 54 to 1625 and encodes 523 amino acids.
CCCUCCCCUCACACACACACACACACACACACACACUCUGACUGGGCUCUAAGAUGGCGGGGACACAGCCUCCAGCAGCACCGUUACUGCUCGCGACGCUGCUUCUGUUACCCGGUACCUUGGCUGGGCCAAUUGUUGUUGAUCAGAAAGUAUCUGCAAUUUUGGGCAAGAAUGUCACCUUAAAGUGUCUAGUUACGGUGACAGAAACUGUAACUCAGAUCUCCUGGGAGAAGCAAGAUCAUGGGACCUCGGAUACAGUCGCAGUCUAUCAUCCACACUUUGGAGUCUCAAUUCAAGGGAACUAUGUAGGAAGAGCUGAUUUCAUAAGACCAUCUUUAAAAGAUGCAACAAUUCUUAUCAAAAAAGUUGAGUUUUCGGAUUCUGGAAACUACAUUUGCAAGGUGGUCACUUUUCCAUUGGGAAAUUACCAAGAGACGAGCACUGUGACUGUGAUUGUGGAACCCACAAUAACUGUGGGAGGUGGCCCUGAACCACUUGUAGACGGUGCCAAUGAGACAGUUGCAGCAAUAUGCAUAGCAGCCAAUGGAAAGCCUGCAGCAAGUGUUUUUUGGGAAACUGACCUCAUUGGAGAAAAGGAGCAGACAAAGAUUUCUGCCCCAAAUGAAACUGUGACUGUUGUAAAUCGAUUCAAGAUUGUUCCGUCCCGAUUUGUGAGGAAGAGACCAAUCACCUGCAUAGUGAUGCAUCCUUCAUUUAAUACUAGUAUUCGAGUCCCAUAUGUCUUGGAUGUACAAUAUGCACCUGAAGUUACUGUACUGGGAUAUGAUGGAAACUGGUUUGUUGGUCGACAAAAUGUGCAACUCAAGUGUAAAGCUGAUGCAAACCCAUCACCUUCUGCAUAUAUAUGGACCAGAUUGGAGAGGCCUUUACCAGAGAAUUUACAGAUUGCAAACGAUACUUUAACUUUCAACAGACCACUCAACUACAAUGAUUCUGGUAUCUAUAUCUGUGAUGUAGUAAAUAUUCAUGGACGAAGAAAAAAUCAAAAGAUUGUUCAAAUAAGAGAUCCACCCACUACUGCCUUGUUAUCAACAACCCCACCACCAAUCCAUUCAACAGCGGGAAUCACAAGUUUACCUGGUUUUACCCGAAGAUUCCCAAUUCCUCAGUCAACCUUGGAAUCUCUGAAGAGUGACGGUUUAGGAACCAUCAUCGGCGGUGUGGUUGGUGGCACCCUUUUUCUUAUGCUUGUGGUUAUCAUCAUUGUAAUGUUCUACUUGAGACGCCGGCGUACCUUCCGUGGAGACUACUACACAAAGCAGUAUGCUGGGACUACAGACAUACAGAAGGACUCUCAGAUGGAUGUUUUACAAUCAAAUAGAAUUGAGCCAUACACUGAUUAUGAGAAAAGUGAACGAAAGCUCGAACCAAAUAACAUAUUCCAAGAUUAUCCCAUAGAGGUGCAGAAAACUAAAUGGCGAAGUGCAGACAAUAUAAAUAACAGAUACACUGAAGGAGUCGAGUUACCUGUCGACUAUUAUGAAGAUCGCAAAAUUUCCAAUGCACCUCCAUAUUUGCAUGAUGACUAUUAUGAUGAAAAUGAAGAUGAUCUCAUUUCACACCUAGAUGGUUCAAUCAUUUCUCGCCGGGAGUGGUAUGUCUAGUGGUUAUUGAUAAAUGUUCAUAAGGUGGUAGAGGGACUUCAGUUCAGCUCAGAAAUCUAGGUUUCCAUCUCUUGAUUUGUUUUUUUCCACAAUACUUGGAUAUAUGUGUGCUUGUUUCCCAAAAAGAACAAAAUGUGCUUUCCAUAAUGAAAAUAGAAAUAUGGUUUUGUGACCCAUUUGCAGCCAGCAUGAAAUGAAAUCCAAACUACAAAAGUUAUUUGGACAGUAGUAAUUGUUCACAAUUUUAAGGAUGAACUUUGUAAUAUUCCUGUAAUUGUUUCACCAGGCAGUUUCUGAGUAGGGUAAAUAAGCUGUCACUGACUGAUCAAUUACUGAUUUUUUUUUCAUCCACUCCUUCCAUAGAGUUUCCUGAAAACCUGACCAUUUCUUGCUUUAUUUGUUUGUUUUUACAUGAAUGUAUGCCCCAUAACAGAUUUCACUCGUUUGGAGUUGGUUGAAGAAGAAACUGCUUCGGUACUGUUAAAACAUUGCAGAAGUUGAGUUCUGGCCAAUUUGUUCACUUAAAGUUAAAUGUUUACAUUCUCCUUCAUAAUUUGUCUGAAAAAUAUAGUUUCCUUGUCUGCACACUGAAGAACACUUCUAAAUAUGUCUGGGGGAGAAAAUGGGAUGUAGAGAAACUUUGUUAGGCUCGUGCAAUUUUUUUUUCUCAUUGUGCAUGAAUUCUAAACUAAGUUUGUAGCUAACCAAAACCUUAACUACAUUUGAAACCAAAUGCAAUCCUAAGUUGGAUUCAAAACAAACUAUUUCCUACUGACAUUGUACUGGGCUAUAUUUUAGACCUUUCAAAUAAUGCAUUUUUUUAAAAAGUGUUAAGUCAUGACACAGCUGAGGUGAAAAUCUGCAAUGCCAUGUUCUGAAAUUUAAAUUGAGACUAUGGAUAAUUUACUAUUUUUUUCACAAUCAUUGUGAGAAUAUUUAUCAUUCAAAAUUAAAUCCAAGCAUUGUAGUUUCAAUAUCUUCAAUGAACAGUCCUAAAUUUUCCCUUUUCAAUGGAAAGCACUUUAGUUCUGAAAAGCUAAAGUGCUGUGAUUAUCACUUCUUCAUAAUUCUACACUGAGAUUGUUUUCUCACCUGCAUGUGUGAAUACAGAACCGCACAUCUUGUGAAAUAUAUUGUGGAUAAGGUGCACAUAAAAAGCUGGUGAAGACUCCAAUGGAGCAAAAUUAAUGCUCUGAGUUUUUGUGUUGAUGUGUGUAUAUAUAUAUAUAUGCAAAAGAGAUUUACUGUACAGUACAUUUUGUACUUUAUCUGUUUUAUAAAGUUAGUGCAAUGUUGAUUUGAUGUGCUGUUUGCUAAAUAUACAUUUUGCUGGAAAAAAAACUUAAAUGGCCUCAUUUUAACUUGAUUGUUUUGCAAAUUCCAACACUGAAAUGUCACAGGCUAUUGUUAAAUCUAUUCUUAUUUACCACUGGGAUUUUCUCUUAACAUGGUAAAUCUCAGUGUGCUAUUUAUUUGCCGUCUUUUUUAAUAGACACUUUUUUUUUCUUGAAACAAACUCAAGGUAAAUGAAAAUGUCAAACCAUGUUCACUUGUCAAGAACUCCAGUGUCAUUUCUAAUACAUGGGAAUUUAAUAAAUGAAGUCUGUUUCUGUUGUGAUGAAUAUUGAUUUGUUAUAAAGCAAAUUCUUAACUAGAAUUUGCAAUGUCAUUAUUACCAUUUACUUUAGUAGACAAAAGCAUGAAAUGAAGAACCAUAAUUCAGGCUGUAAUCUACUAGUAGUUGCAUAUCUUAAUUACAUGCUUCUAGUUUAAUUAUUGUUACAUUCUUAUAUUAAAAAGGGAAAAUCUUGAUUGUGAAAGGGAUUACUAACCAAGGAUAAAUGGGAAGAGCGAAGUCUACAGGGGUUGGACUUGUUAUUAUGCACAAUAUGUUGAUAUACAAAAUAACACACUUUUGGCUUUUCUCUGCUUUCCUUUAUCAAUAGAACUUGAAGAACCAGUGAUAAUUUAGGUAUAUCACUGGUGAGAAGUUCUGCUGAACUUGCCCUGUUUUGAACUCCUGCUUCUCUAACUAAAAGCAGUAAAGCUUUUUCCACCUGAAUCAAGUGGGUUGGCAUGAUGAAUGGCUCAUUGUGUUAACUCAGUUCUUUGAGUAUCAAAUGUUCAAGACACUCAGUUAUGUUUUGUUAUACUAUGGCAUUUCCCUCUUGAUUUGACAUUGUAUUUUGGUGAUAAUAUCAGGUAUCAGUAGCAGUAUUAGUAAGUUUGGGUUUAUAUUGAGACUACUGUAUUUUUAUAUGCCUAAAAUGCAUUUUAAUGAAAUUGGAAGCAAAUAAUAUAUUCACAAUUUCUAUGCUUUGUUGAACCCAAAUGGCAUAUUCCUAGAUAGUAAUCUCUCAUCUUCUCUGACAUUGUAGAAGAAGCAAAAGCUUUCCUCCUGUGGCAUGAAAAACUUUGAUAAGAUGAAAGCAAGGCCAGUGAAACUGUAGGACAUUCCUGUUAGUUACAGCCAGAGUUUUAUACAGAAUGAAAACAGACCCUUCAGUCCAAUUCGUCUGUCCAGACCAGAUAUCCUGAACUGAUCUCGUACUGUUUGCCAGCCUUUGGCCAUAUCCCUCCAAACCCUUACUAUUCAUGUACCCAUCCAAAUGCCUUUUAAAUUAUUAUAAUUAUACCAGCGUCCUCCACUUCAUCUGUCAGCAUGUCUCAUACACCCUUCAACCGCAACAUGAAAAAGUUGCCCCUAUAGGUCUGUGUUAAGUCUUUCCCCCUCUCACCUUAAGCCUAUGCCCUCUAAAUUUUAGAUUCUCCAACCCUGACUUUUCACCUUAUCCAUGCUCCUCAUGAUUUUAUAAACUUUGGUAUCCAAAACUCUGGGAAAAUAGCCCCAGCCUAUCCUGCCUCUAUAGCUCAAACCCAGCGAUCCCAGCAACUUCCUUGUACGUCUUCUCUGAACCCUUUUCAAGUUUAACAACCUCUUUUCUACAGUGGGGAGACCAGUAUUCUAAAGGUGGCCUCAAUGUCCUGCACAGUUGCAACAUGACAUCCCAACUCCUUUUACUCCAAGCACUGACCAAUUAAGGCAUGUGUGCCAAACCUUUCUUAACUACCCUGUUUACCUGUGACUCCGCUUUCAAGGAAUGUUGCACUUGAACCGUAAGGUCUCUUUGUUCAGCAACACCGUUCUGUUUCCAAUUGAUUCUUUAACUUAAAUAAAUUAAGUUUACGAAAGUCAGUCAAACAUGUAAAAAUUGAACUGAACUAAGCUAAGGGUUAGCCUCCAGUAUAUAUUAAUGCAAGGAAUUGAGACUUCAAUCUGAAAGCUCAAACUCAUUGACAGAAAUGUGUAUUUUGGGAGCUGUGUUUGUGCAUAUAAUUGAAGACUGUUUAACAUGCCCACUGCCUUUCUAAUGGUUUUAAAAAGUAUGUUUUCUUGGCAUGUGAACAUUUAUCCAUCCAUAAUUUCCCUGGAGAUGAUAAUACAAAGUUUUCACAUCAAGAGAUCGAACACAGAAGAGAGAUAAGCCUGUUGCGCUAAGCUUAGGGUAAUGAUAUCAAGUCUAAGUUAUCCAUUUGAUUUGCUUAUUGUGAAACGUAAUAAUUUACUGACAUCCAUGGCAUGCAAUGUUCUUUUAUUUCUCUGCAAUAUUCUUAAUAGAUUAAUAUUUUGACUCAAUAAGUAAAGAGUUUGAAAAUGCUGUUGGUACUGAAGAUUAUAUGAGAUAGAAAGUUCUGAAAACAAUUUCCAGGAGGUCUAAUUUUUGCUUUGCACCUAUGGCAAGUGAUUUUCAGUGUUGCUCACGUUAGCAGCAACUUUGAAGACUAGGACUCAUGGAUUCAUGCAAAAAGUGAAGUACAUUUGGAAAUUUUGUUAAUUACAUGACCUGUCAAUGUAUCCUUGAAAUCCACCCUUGUUCUCUGUGUGAAAAGGCAAUUUAUGCGUUUCAUUAUAAGUAUGCGUGUUUAUUCUGGAUUCAUUAUUUAAAUAUGUAACUCCAGUAAAAAGGUACUGCAUAUUUUUACGGGGGAGAAAAGGCAGUUUGAACAUUUCUGUUCUUCUCGUACAAAUUCAGUCAGUUUGAAUAGCUGUCUGAAAAAUAGAAAUGCUUUCACCUUGCUUUUGAGUUUUUAGUUCAGUUCUCGCCUUUUAACUAUCAUUAUGUUCCUUGUCUGAUGUAUUCAUAAAGCCUGUUAAGCGUGCCCAAUGUGUGAACAAAACAACUCAUUACCAUUAGUUUGAAAAUUUCUGUAUUUAAAGGUACACUAAGCCUUUUGCAUGGUGAUUUUUGUUGAUAUAGAUUACAAAUUAUUGUAUGUGGUAGUGAUUUUUAUCUAAAAAUCAGUGUAUUCUGGCCCUGUGCAAGUCCAGGAUCUGGUUAUGUAUUGAUUUGUUAGUGGUUUUAAAUUGACAAUGAGGGGUGAGGUUAGUACUACUUCAAGUUAAUUUACCAUCCAAAAUAGAAGUUUUAUAAGAUUAAAUUGAGACACAUUAAUCCACUUAAUUGUUACCUUGAACAACUUAAAGCCCUGCCUUUAACGUCACAUGUAUACUUUUUUGAAUACAAAUUUCAUCAGAUUCCUGGAUUUAGGUGGGUGUUUGGGAAGUUUAAAAAUGUUGCCUGUUAUUUCAAUGCCCAUUAAAAUAAACUUGCAAGAAUCAUAAUUUGAAAAUUAUAUAGUGUCAUAAAUAAUGCUACGUUUUAUCUAUAAAAUCUAGUUAUUUUUCACAUUUGCAUGUUUUGUACCAUGAUUUCACAUGCUUUGUUUUGUAGAUAUUUGGUGUCAGGUGUUUUCCUGCAUUUCAGUUGUGAAUGAAUAUUGUAACGGGCAAUUUCAGUUAGCUGCCUCUGUUUUUGUGUAAGCCUGGUUUUUGUUCAUGACACUUAUCCACCACACACAAAUUUACUUGAACAAUGUUUAGACUACGGUUGUUCAUCUUGACUGUAAAUGCUUCAAUUCUUAUGUUAAUUGGGUUACCCAUGGACUUUCUCUCACUUGACAAAAACUUUGAGCUGCUGAUAUUAACGUAUGUGUAUCCAAACUGAAGAGCAAUAUCACUGAAAUCAUCUAGUAUUUUGUGUUCUUGGUUUGAGUCAGAAAUUGUUUAGGAAGCAGUACUCUUCGGGUAUCAUAGCCAAGAAAAUUUUACCAAUGUUUCCUAUUACAGUGUUUCCUUAUUUGAUAUAUUGUAUUUUAAUGAGUGUGCAAGAACUAAGGGAAUGAUUGGGAAUGAUUGUUGGUAUACAUUGUACGGUUUCAGACAGGCUCACUUCCUGGAUGACCAGGACUAGCUCAGCCAAUACUAAAACCGCAAACAAUGAUGCCAUGUAGUUCAUCUUAGCAAAUUAAUCUCCUUGAAAAGAUGGUCCAAACUACGCUAAAACUUAUCAUGAUUUUGUUGUAAAUCCGAAUGUUCUGUCAUCUUAAACAUAGUAGUGAUUGUAUUCAGGUGCCCUUCCUUUUGGCGGAGUUGAGAGUUUGAUUCUCCUUUUUUCUAUAAACCUAUAGGCCUACACUGAUAUAUGUUGCUUUGAAGAUGAUCUGUUUUGUAUGUUCAGAUUUCUGAGUUCAGUGUCCCUGUUUAAGUGUUUUUUAAAAAAAAGUAAAUUGAAGUGGUUCAGGAGAAAAAAAGGGUAUAGUUCAGACUUUGUUAUGAGAGAGUUUAAAACUUCCUUUUGUUCCAUUUAUCUCAAGCAUGUCAUAGAGUUGUAUGAUAAAAAUGUGUAUAUACAAUGAGAUGUUCGUCUUUUUCCUCAGAUUAAGUGUCUGCUACAAGAUGGCAGGAAACCUUUAGAAUGAAGGGAACAUUGUGGAUUUCUUUUUUUCUGUUUUUCUGUUUUGGAGUGCCUGUAGGUGCAUAAUUAAAAACCAAAGUUAUUCAAACAUGCACAGUUCCUAAAAUUGUUGCCAGUGUGUGUAAGCUGCUAUAUAGGGUAUGCCGUCUAAGUUCAAACUAUAAAUGCAGUCUUCCUUGCAAUCCUAAUUUGGUGAGAACCCAUAAUUUCUACACUAUUAAUCUUACUGUGGGGGGUGGGGAAACUUUGGAAGCAGCACUUUUUGAAUGAGUGGUUACUCAAUUGUUAAUGGCCUACUGAAUUAAUAAUUACUGCAAUACAUCCUUACUGCUGCCCAUGAAUUUUUGUAUUUGGUGAAAUUCAGUUUUCUCUACAAUAAUGAUUUUAAGAUCUAUAUUUCAAAAUCAUUUUUGUUUAUUUUAAUUUUGACUUAUUUCUUAAAUCAGCCAAACAUUUGUUUUGCUUUCUGAUAAUUGAAAAAUGAAGCAUGAUGAAUUUUAAAAUUCACUGUUCCUGGCUGGACCGGCACUGACUGCACAUCCCUAGUUAGCUUUUUGAGAAGAUGGUGAUGAGCAUUUUUUGAUUAUUUACCUCUACACUUGCUGACAUCAUUUCUGCUGCCAGCCAGCCAAGGCGCAAGAUCUUUUGGCCUAUUGUUCAAAUAGACUGAUUUUGUUCUGAAUAGUGUUAACAUUCCUGAGUGUUCUUGCAGCUGCAUCUAUCCAUGUAGAUAAAGAGCAUUGCAUCACAUCUGAUUGGUGCCAUGUAGAAAGUGGUCAGAAAUUAUUGGGCCAAGGGCCUGUUUCCACACUGUAGGAAUUCUAACAUGAGUUCCUCCCAGCAGGUUCCCACAUUCUCCCUUAUAACCAUAGUAUUUAUGUUGCUGUUCCAGUUAAGUUUCUGGUUCAUAGUAGCCCCCAUUGUUGAUGGGGGAUACAGAUGAUGAGUAUCAAGAGAGAUGGUUAAGAUGUCGUCUUUUUGGAGAUGAUCAUUGCCUACACUUGUGCGGCAUUAAUGUUACUGACCACUUACCAGCUGAAGUUUAGGCGUUGCUCAUGUCUUGUUACUACUGGCAAGACUACUUUAGUACCAGAUGAAUAAUGACUGAUACUGACACUGUAUAAUCAUCAUCAAACAUUUCUACUUCUGAUCUUAUGUCUGUAAGAAGGUUAUUGAGCUUAAGACAGAGCCUUAAAGAACUCCUACACUGAAGUCCAGAGGCUGAAAUAAUUGGUCUCUUGUGCUGGAGAGACCGAGUCCAUAUGAUCUGCUAACCAUUCUCUAAUGAUGCUUUGCCACCUUCAAAGACUGAUUCAGCCUCAACCCAAACACCCAGAUCCCUUAGCUCUAGCACACUUAUUAAAACUGUCAUUAUGUCUGUAUUGCCAAUCCCCAUUACUUUGCCAAAACGUAUCGCCUCCUUUCAAAGAAUUAAGUUUCAUUUGAGAAGUUUCUCUCCAUUUUCUUAACUUAUCUAGUUUCUGUUUGCAGGCAUUUUGUAUCAUCCUCACUGUUGGCUCCUGCAGGUUCCUUACACAAACCCUAUAGGAACCCUACUGACUACCACUUAUGCUGCAAUUUCUCCAAAUGUAUCCCUUCCAAGAUGUAAUACAAACAACUUGAUACCGUGUAUCAGAUGUGAUGUUAUUCACUGUUACAUGACUAGUAACAGCCUCUACAUAUGACGGCACCCAUUUCGCAAGCCUUAUUCAUUUAUCUGCACCUGUUCAAGACGUUUCAAUGAUGUGGAUAAUGUUGUUCACCCCAACCCCUAACCUCACUGCUGUAAGUUUUUGUCAGUUGCAAAAUAUCCAGAUCUUCUUUAGGUCCAACGUGAGUUUCUUGCCUCUGUUAAAAUCUAUUUAGCGUAAUCUUGCCCCUACCAUCUGCAUGACACAUAUUGUCACCUGUCUUUGUCUUCAGCAAACCUGGAUGUGUGAUACUCAGUCCUCCUAUUCAAGAUGCCAUUAGACACAGGAUGGUUAAAGACCUUUGAGCGGCACGGUGGUUCAGUGGUUAGCACUGCAGCCCCUCAGUGCCAGGGACCCGGGUUCGAUUCCCGCCUUGGUCUGUGUGGAGUUUGCACAUUCUCCCCAUGUCUGCGUGGGUUUCCUCCGGUGCUCCGGUUUUCUCCCACAGUCCAAAGAUGUGCAGGCUAGGUGGAUUGGCCAUGCUAAAUUGCCCAUAGUGUUCAGGGGUGUGUGGGUUAUAGGGGAAUGGGUCUGGGUGGGAUGUUUCAUGGGGUGGUGUGGACAUGUUGGGCCGAAGGGCCUGUUUUCACACUGUAAGGGAUCUAAUCUAAUCUAGCAUAGAUUUCUGUGGAUGCAACCAGUCAUAUACUGCCAUUUAGAGUGCCAUAACCCCGAAAUAUAUCUAACUGCUUGUCAAAUGUCAUGACCUAGUUAUCUGCAUUACCCUCAAAUUUGCAACCCACCCUCUGUGCACUAAAAAGGGUCAAUUGAGCUUGUCAAAAGUUCAAUUGACCCUGAAAACACCCACAUCAAAAUAUGCCUGGCAUGGGCAUCUUAAAGAAUAGUUAGCAAAUCCUAUCAGUUUUUGGGCUUUACAACACAAGAGAGAUCGAUUAUUUCAGCCUCUGGGCUUGUGUGUAGGAGUUCUUCAAAGCACUCAAUUUUAAGGCCGCAUGUGAGCAAUGAGGCAAGCAAGGGAGGCUCCUAAUUCAGAGUGCCCUAUGUUCAUGAGGGUGCCACUCAAGAAGCCACCCUAUCCUUCCUUCCAAACCACCAGCCCUACAAAACCUGAUCUCGGUCACCCCAAAUUCACAACGCCUCGCCACUCCCCGUCUAUAAACCUCCAGGACACUAUGAAGUAUUACUGAUCCUCUUUGAGCUGCUUCCUGCAGUGCCUGCUAAUGACCUCUGGCACUACUGGGACUUGGGAAGCUGCCAACAACUAAACACAUUGACAGACAAUCCCCAAAAUCAUGAACUUGUCCCAGUUGAGGUACGGAUUGGACGGUCGACAUUGUUCAAUGUGUUACCGCUACAGGAUCAGUAUCUUUCUGGUCAGGGGAGCAGUCCACCCACACUCAUCCUAUGAUUGUCUGACACUCAUCUGAUUCAAAAUUAUUUACUUUUCCUUGCAUACAGUUUCCUUCCUGUUUUUGUUAAAAGCUACAAAUUAAUUGUUUAACAUGUCUGUCAUUUUCUCAUUUAAUUUUGUCUAUAGCCUGUUGCAACAAAAAAUGAUAGCAUAAAUGGCAUUUGCCAGCGUAAUCCAUGUUAACAGUGGCAAUUAAUUUGGCUCUGAGGAGCACUAAGAUCACAAUGUACUCAGCAUUGUAGGCACAGAAGUCGACCAAAUGUGCACACAGUUAGAUACCCAAAGGUUCUGAGCAGUUGUUGGGAUUUACAAUUACAGCCGGAACAAAACAAUUUAAAACAGUAAGGUAAUCAAUGCUAUAAAUUGGAAAUCACUCCAUAUUUUUAAAUAAUCAAUUUAUUCAUGAAUGUUGAGAUUUGACAUUGUCUGAAAAGAGUCAUUUGAAUGAUGAGGCUAGUGGUGUGAAAUUAGACAGUUUUAGUGGGAUAAAGUGAAUUAUAGUUAGGCCUAAAAGUUAUCUGAAAGUGUUUAUCUUGCAUCCAUUAUGACAAGUUGCAAUAUUUCUGAAGUUAAGUCGUAGUUUUAUUCACUGUUAUUUUUCACUUUGUGCAAAUUUUGGCAUUUGCCUUAUUGUUUGUUUUAACAGUUUUGGUAGGCAAGUUUUAACUACCAUGGGAGAAUUAAUUGCAAUGCAGUAGAAAUGUCAGCUGCUGGCUCAGCAUCAGUAUUGGUACUACGAAUUAUAGCCUAAACUGAUUUGUUUCGGGAGUUGCUGCACCCCUUUACCUUUGAGUUAGUCAGCAGAGUGUCACUGCACUUGAAUGCUUAAUAACCAGAUAGCUUCUAACUGUUGAACUACUUUAUGGGAUUGUAUUCAUUAUUCAAGUAUGAAACUGCAACUUCUCAAUUAGAUUGAAAGAAGUAAUUAACUUGUGUUUUCAAAACCCAUUCUUCCUAAGAGUGUGGGGGAAUUUAUUUUUUUGAGACUUUUUUGGUGAAAGUGAACUAAGGGGGAGAUUUCAAGAUUUUGUUUUCAAAUGAGGUGAGGAUUAAUUUGUACAGCACGGAAUGAUGCUAUAUUCAGCUCGUCACGUUUGUGGCAGAAAGUUUUUUUUUAAAAAAUAACAGGGGACAGAAAAAAAAUGAUUUGCUGAGUAGUUCUGAUCUUGAAUGUAUUACCUGAAAAGUGGCAGUGGAGACAGUAGCAAUAUCAAAAGUGAAUCAAAACUUGAAAUGUGAAACUUCUGUUGUAGUAUGGGGUGAGAGAUGUGGGGUGUUGAACUAAUUAGGUAGCUCUUGCAAAGGAAUAACAUUGACAUAGUGGGCCAGGUAGCAUGUUGUGCUGUUCCAUUCUGAUUCUAGAAAAUGAACUCUUUAAGGUAAGAAUAUUUCACGACAAAAUAAAUGUUGUGCCCUUUUAAUUCAUGAGUACAAACAUUGUCAUCUUGUUCAUUUGCCACAGUUGUAUACUUUCUAUUCAUUCAAGGGAUAUCAGCAUUGCCCAACCCUAGUUGCAAUUGACAAGGUGGUGGUGAGCUGUCUUCUUGAAAUGUUGCAGUCCGAUUAAUGUAAGUAGCCCCACAUUGCAAUUAGGUUAGGGCAGUCCAGGAUAUUGACCUAGCCCCAUGGUAAGAAAAGCGAUCUGUUGCCAAGUCGGAAUGGGGAAUACCUUCAAUAGGAAGUUGAAGCUGGUGAUGUUCCCAUGCACUUGAUGCUUUUGCCCUUCUAUACGGUGGUGGUUGCAGCAUUGGAAGGUGCUGUGUAAGGACCCUUAGUUGAAUCUCUCCAGUGCAUCUUGUAGAUGGUGUGCACUGCUUCUACUGAGUCAGAAGUCACAACACCAGGUUAUAGCCCAACAGGAUGACGGUUACGUUUUCUGUUGUUUGGGAUGUUAAUUACCUGGUACUUAUGUCGUAUUUAUUAGCCCAAACCUGGAUGUUGUCUAAAUCUUGUUGCACUUCGACAUCUACUGUUUCAAAAGCUGAGUAGUGAGUGGUGGUGAACAGCGUGCAGUUGUAAACCAUCAUCCUCCCUUCUGACAAUAAACUGAAGACUAAAUCAUUGAAGGAGUUGAAAAUGCUUGGUCCCAGGAUAAUGCCCUGAGGAACUCCUGCAGAGAUGUCCUUGAUUUGAGAUAACUGACCUCCAACAACUGCUGCCACCUUUUUUUUUGUACCAGUUAUGACUCCAGUCAGUGAUGAGUUUCUCCCAAUUCCCAUUUAGUCUUGGUUUAGAACACUUUAUUGACAUACUUGGCCUUGACACCAGGCUGUAUUUGAUCAGUCAUCUAACCACACCUCAAGUGUUGAUUGAUAGCACUGAUGCCUUCCAUCGCUUUUACUGAUGAUAGAGAGUUGACUGACAAGGCAGUAAUUGGCUGGGUUGGAUGUGUCCUUUUUGACGAACCUGGGCAAGCUUCCAUGUUAGGUGAGUACAGCAUUCUGCUGUAGAGGAACAGUUUGGAGGCACGGCAGGUUUCAGAGCAUUCACCUUCAAUUUUACCAAAAUGUUGCCAGACCCCAUAAUCUUUGCAGACCAGUUACUCUAGCCACUAUUUGAUAUCAUGUGGAGUGAAUCAAAUUGACUGAAGAUUGACAUCUGUGAUUCUGGGGACUCACGGAGGAGGCCAAGAUGGAUGAUCCAUUUCGCUCAUCUAGCUGAACGUUGUUUCAGAAGCUUCCACCUUAUCUCUUGCAGUGAUCUGUUAGACUGCCCAUCGUUGAGGAUGGGAUAUUUAUGGGCCGUCCACCCCCAAUGAGUAUUUCAAUUGUUCACCAUUCACAGCAGAAUGUAGCAGGACUGCAGAUCUUGGAUCCAAUCUGUUGGUUGUGGAGUUUCUUAACCCUGCCAAUCACUUGUAACUUGUGGUGUUUGGCACACAAGCAGCCCUAUUUUAUAGCUUCAUUUUGGGAACUGAUAUUUAGAUCAAUGUGGGUCUGCUCCUGGAGUGCCCUCUACCAAGUCGUCUUUGAACCAGGUAUGAUCCCCUGAUGCAAUGGUAAAGGUAGAGUAGGAGAUAUGCUGUGCCAAGCAAUUGCAUUUGUGAUUAAUUUUUUCUAAUAUUAUUUGAAUGUGUGUUCUCUGCAAUGUUGUUUGAGAGUAAGAAUGAACAAAUUGUGAUGUGUUUUUAGUGACUGUGUAUUUUUAUCUAAUUCAAAUGUGAAGCUGUUGUUUGAUCAAAAUUAGGAAUGAAAUGUUUUGACUGUAUUUCAGAUGGGAGAAAUGGCUGGUGACAUCAAAUUGUGCACAACUAAGUAUCUCCUAGCCAGGAAAGAUAACAAGAAAAUUGAAUUUUGCAUCCUAAUUUUGUUUACUCCAGUGAAGAUCCCUGUUGUGGCCCUUAGAUCAUACUCUAUUUCAGUUUGAAUAUUUUCAUCACCUUUUCCAGUUUUAUUUCUAGGUGUGAAUAUGCUUUUGUAGUGUGGUUGAGAUAUGUUUAAAAAUAAUUAAAUGUUUGAUUUCUUAUUUAGACAAGAGCUGUAACAACUAUAAUGACCCAAAGAGUUUGUUGCACUAAAUCAAAAGAAAAAUGUUCAUUUAUACACAACAUGCUUCAAAACCAAUGAAUUACUUUUGAAGUGCAGCCACUUGUUACUCAGCCAGAUGUGACAGGCAAUGUAUGUGAGAUAAGGUCACAAAAGAGCAAAUGCAGAGAACAUCCAGUUAAAUUUGUUUUUGGUGGUAUUGAGUGACACAGGAGAGCUUGUUGUUCUUGAGAUCUUUUCUAUUCACCAGAACCACUGGAACAGACAGACACUCAGCAUCAUGUUUUAAAUCUCAUUGAAAACAGUGUCAGCUCUGAUUACAUGUUCAUGACUUGAAGUAUACUCUUAAAAACACUGCCUUCAGAUCUGGGAGGAAAGAAAUACAACUAAGUGGACUUAGCAGACGCUUGUCUGGUAAUCUAUUCACUGUGUUAAAUGUUCCCAUGAAUCACAAUUUUUCUGUGUGCAGGAAACAAAAUAAGGCCAAGUUUGUGUAGAAGUGCCUAUCCUUUGUAUUUGUAGAUUUGAAAACGCAAUACUCAUAAAAUGGCACAUCAACACGUGUGGUUCGACUCGUGUUUACAUUGGUAAAAGCCAAUUGUUUGGGAAUGCAGAAUUGAUGACCAUUUUGGGACCAGUUUUGUAUUCUGAGACGUAAUUUGUGUUCCUAUCAGAGGUUAUCCGUGAAAUGACGACUUUAUUUGUGUGUAGAGAGAAUGUUUUAAAAUCCUAAUAUAUCCAUAAACAAAGCCAUUUCAGGUAGCUCAUAAUUUUUAUAUACCUUUCAAUCCUCUUUGCAUCUGUAGCAUACUUUAUUUCAUGUCAUUAAAAAUCUCUAGAAAUGUAAGUAGCAAUGAAACAUCAGUUUUUGGUGUAUUUCGUAAGUGAAAAAUACCAUCCUACUGGUUGUCUUAAGCAACUGAAUAAUAUUUAUGAUUUCAGUGCCAAAUGAAUAUAGCAACUUGGGAGUAUAUCUUCCGUACACUUAAUAAUCUUGGGCACUGUUGCCAUAGGUAGCCCCAAAAUUGUACAUUCAUUAAAAUUAAAAUGAUUAGAUCUAUGUUUUGAAGGUAUGGUUAGCAAUUUUUAACACAUGGGCAAAAAUUGGUUUGUGUUUCUGAUAUCAAAAUGCAUGGGAUUUGAUAUUUUUGGGGCAUGGAUUGAAGGAACAAAUUUAAAAAUCUGGUAUGGCAUUUGUUUUCCUCACUGUCACUUUCCCAGCCGAAUAACAGCCACACUGAGCAUGCAGACCCAUACAAGAUUAUUUAAAAUACAAACACUUAUUUGUGAAUCCUCUGCUUCCUGCUGAACUCAAUGAUAUACAAUCUGUCAGAUCUUCACAAAUGCUUUUGCAGCAUGAGUAUGAAUUGUUUCAUACCGCUUGGUUACUGGCAUGUUAUUGUAAGGAAAGAAUAAUACAGAUGACUAGAGCUCUGAAAUUCACAGAUACAAUUUUAGUUCAUUCUUGUUUCCAAAAAAGUUUAGAUUUUUGCUGUACUUCUGUCCCUGAGCAGAAUUAUGGGAAAGUCAGCCUUGUACCCAGUUUUGUAUGGUAAUUACAUUGUGUACUGAUGAAAACUAAAUUAACAUAGUUUUGUCAAAGCAUAUGCCAUUUUGGAGUGCUCUUUUCUAGAAGCAUUUAACCAACAGUAAAAUGUGUUCAUAAAUAUUCAAAAAUCGGAAAUUACAAGGAAUCUUUUGCAAUAUCUGACUUUUUGUGGUUAUUGUGUUAAUUUUACCAACUGAAUUGUAGCAGCAGGAUGUUGUUGCAGUUGAAUAUUUGUUGUACCUCACCACCAGUUGGGAUUUGUAAAGAAUAUACUGUACAUGGAGUUUGUUAAAAUAUGACUAAUAUAAAUGUUAAUGCAGGUCUUCCAGUGUAGUAGGCACUGAAAUCUAUACUGUGAGAUUGUGUUUCAUUUCUCAUGAUUGUAUAUGUUUGUCUGUUAUCACUGUAAAUAGUGGGGGCAAAAAAUGGAGACACAUUGACUGAAACAGCUAUUGUGUGGAAUAAAUAAAUUGUUGAACUUUUCGCUA